Clupea harengus (Atlantic herring) is the source of this 2017-nucleotide messenger RNA. RefSeq lists its product as uncharacterized. The record is from RefSeq and is a predicted model, not a curated record. NCBI's taxonomy places the organism in Eukaryota, Metazoa, Chordata, Actinopteri, Clupeiformes, Clupeidae.
CCUUUUCGAAAUCCACUCAUCUUCCCAAUCUCCUGCAUCAGUCAGAAUCGUGUUUAUUGGCCAAGUGAAGAGUGCAGGAAGUGCAGAGAUAAAUAUUAAAUGGACUUCUCUGUCGGACAGCAUCAUGUGGAUCUUGAUCCUCAUACCAUUUUUGCUUGCAGAGCCCUCGACCUCAACCUCGCUAGAUUUAACACAAGCAAAAGGCUUGCUCAACACUACUGUGAAGUUGCCUUGUGAAAAGCCGUGUCAUGGUGUUGUGAAAUGGGUGAAGGUGAGAUCCCCUCCUUCCCAAACGAUUGCUCACUGUGAAAACGGAACCUGUGCUGAUUUUGGGAACAAAGCCACAGUCGGCCUCUCUGGGAACAUCUUCCUCUUGCUCCCUCAAGCAGCACUCAGUGAUGAAGGAGGGUAUGAAGGCCACUGUGAUGGUAAAGUUAUUUGUGACGUCACACUGGAGCUUUUAGCUCAUCACAACACUGCGGAGGUCCGUAUAGGUGACGCCCUGUUCAUUGGUCUUCUAAGUUCAGAGCCAGUGAGAGUGACGUUCCGUAAGGCCAGUCACUCCACUGAUGACUUGGUGUGUGUCGUAGAGGGAGCUGUGCCCUUAUGCGUUAGAGAAUACAGCAGGAGAUCUUCUGUCCAGGACUACACUGUGACCUUUACUAACGUGACUGAAUCCGAUGAAGGAGUUUUCACUGUGAGAGACAGCAACACCAUGCGGAGGCUCAACAUCGUGAAGCUUACCAUCAAAGAUGGGUUACAAAAUAAGAUGAAUGAAGAUGUUGGUACUUUUAAGGACAACGUAAAUGUGCCUGUCCCAGACACUUGGCAGUUCUCCAUUCCGUGGGAAAUCGCUCUGUUCAUCGGGGGUUUCAUCCUGAACAUAUUCCUCUGGAAAAUCCUAGCAUUUGGCAAGAGAACAUAUACUAGGAUAAGAAACACAUUCUCUCCUCCUCCACAACCGGAAGAGACACUUGGGCUAGCCCCGUUUCCAGGAACCAACAGAUCGUCAAUCCAAAGGAUGAGAGCAGAAGAAUCAGCGCUGGGCCCUGGGCCUGUUCAAACAAAGGAUGUUGUCCACUCAUUGCAGUGAUGUGCAUCGGGACCAUUUAAAGGAUGUUGUCCACUCAUUGCAGUGAUGUGCAUCUGGACCAUUUAAAGGAUGUUGUCCACACAUUGCAGUGAUGUACAUCGGGAUAUAAAGGAUGUUGUCCACACAUUGCAGUGAUGUGCAUCUGGACCAUUUAAAGGAUGUUGUCCACACAUUGCAGUGAUGUGCAUCGGGAUAUAAAGGAUGUUGUUCACACAUUGCAGUGAUGUGCAUCAGGAUAUAAAGGAUGUUGUCCACACAUUGCAGUGAUGUGCAUCGGGACCAUUUAAAGGAUGUUGUCCACACAUUGCAAUGAUGUGCAUUGGGACCAUUUAACCCUUUGAUGCCAGCCCCCAAAAUGACCGAUUUGGGGCGCUUUCAUUUAAAACAGUGAUGUAAAGACACUUUGUAACAUGUUAAUGUGUGAUAUCUCAUUCAAAGCUAAUAGUAACACAGCACAAUUUUUUUUCAUUAUUCAAUGGAAUUUCAAUGUAUGCAAAUGUUUAAUGUGCAAAUCAAUACAAUACAACAAUACACCACAAUAUAUACAAUAUUAUGUGAAAAUAUGAUAAAAAGUAAAACAAUGAAUGAACUGGUCAAGGAAAGCUUUGACUUUUCUCAGCUUAUCAUUUCCAUCCUCAGCACUGGGGUCCACUACAUGUAACAUGGCCAUUAGGGCCUUGAACCGCUCCCAUGACAUAGUAGACCUUGCCCAAAGCCCAUGGUACAGGGUCUUCAUGCUCCAGUAUCGAUGGAAAGAGCUAACAUCCAUCAGACCACAAUAUAUUAGGGCAAUCAUUUUUUGUAUUUUUUCCAGUCCAUACCCCAGUCUUGUCAGCAUAUGACUGCUUGUCCUCAAUGACACCCCAUGCAUAUGAGUUAGUGUGGGAACAAUUGUCUUGAAGGAUAUGCACAAAAGAAAACCCG